Molecule: messenger RNA, 2496 nt
Organism: Oryza sativa Japonica Group (Japanese rice)
Lineage: Eukaryota; Viridiplantae; Streptophyta; Magnoliopsida; Poales; Poaceae
Product: protein DETOXIFICATION 42
Biological process (GO): transmembrane transport
Cellular component (GO): membrane
Molecular function (GO): antiporter activity; xenobiotic transmembrane transporter activity
Source: RefSeq, a predicted model, not a curated record
UCUAGUGCAGGCACGAACACGUACAGACUCCCCUGAUUUUUGGAUCUAUUUAAGCCGAGCUGAGUGAACCAAUUGGCCACCACCCACCACGGCUCCAAAACCGCUGCUUUCCUCUAGGUGAUCUUGCUCAAAUUAAUCCCUGAUCGACGAGCUAAGCAACACCUGCAUGGCGAGGAGUUCAUCAGCUCCCGAAUCCAUGGAGGCGGAUCACCAGCUGACAGCGACAGUGACAGCUGCUGCUUCCGGCGACAUGCCGGUGACCGAGCAGCAGCAGCAGAAACAGAUGGUGGCGGUGGCGGCGCCACCGGCGACCGAGAAUGCUGAUGCUGCCGGCGGCGGCGGCGGCGAUAAUGGCGACCACUUGCCGCCGACGGCGACAUCGUUGCUGGGCGGGGCGAGGAGGACGGGGCUGCAUCUGUUCGUGCUGAACGCGAGGAGCGCGCUGAGGCUGGACGAGCUCGGCGCGGAGGUGCUGCGCAUCGCCGUGCCGGCGUCGCUGGCGCUGACGGCCGACCCGCUGGCGUCGCUGAUCGACACGGCGUUCAUCGGCCGGAUCGGGUCCGUGGAGAUCGCCGCCGUGGGCGUCGCCAUCGCGGUGUUCAACCAGGUCAUGAAGGUGUGCAUCUACCCGCUCGUCAGCGUCACCACCUCCUUCGUCGCCGAGGAGGACGCCAUCCUCAGCAAGGGCGCCGCCGGAGCCGACGACGACAACGACGACGGCCACGACGCCAAAGGCCACGGUGCCAGUGCCGCCGCCGUCGCGGAUCCGGAGAAGCAGCAGGUGGUGGGUGUGGAUUCAGCUGAAACCAAUGGCGCCGAGGUCUCGACGGCGGCGGUGCGCACUACUGACGACAAGAAGGCCGCCGCCGCCGGCGUCGGCGUCGGCAAAUGCAGGAGGAGAUUCGUGCCGUCCGUGACGUCAGCGCUGAUCGUAGGCGCGUUCCUCGGUCUGCUCCAGGCCGUAUUCCUCGUUGCCGCCGGCAAGCCGCUGCUGCGCAUCAUGGGCGUCAAGCCGGGUUCACCAAUGAUGAUCCCUGCACUGCGAUACCUGGUAGUGAGAUCUCUGGGUGCUCCGGCCGUGCUGCUGUCUCUGGCAAUGCAAGGUGUUUUCAGAGGAUUCAAGGACACCAAGACACCCUUAUAUGCAACUGUGACCGGCGACCUAGCGAACAUCGCACUGGAUCCGAUCCUGAUAUUCACCUGCCGUUUUGGUGUGGUCGGUGCAGCCAUUGCCCAUGUCAUUUCUCAGUACCUGAUCACGCUGAUAAUGCUGUGCAAGCUCGUGAGGAAGGUCGAUGUCAUCCCGUCCAGUCUAAAAUCACUCAAGUUUCGUCGUUUCCUCGGAUGCGGGUUUCUGCUGCUGGCGAGGGUGGUGGCCGUAACGUUCUGCGUGACGCUGGCGGCGUCGCUCGCGGCGCGCCACGGCGCGACAGCCAUGGCGGCGUUCCAGAUCUGCGCCCAAGUCUGGCUCGCCUCAUCGCUCCUCGCCGACGGCCUCGCUGUCGCCGGCCAGGCCUUGCUUGCCAGCGCGUUUGCAAAGAAGGAUCACUACAAGGUGGCGGUGACCACCGCCCGCGUGCUGCAGCUCGCCGUUGUCCUCGGCGUUGGGCUGACGGCCUUCCUCGCCGCCGGCAUGUGGUUCGGCGCCGGCGUUUUCACCAGCGACGCCGCCGUCAUCAGCACCAUCCACAGAGGCGUUCCGUUCGUCGCCGGCACGCAGACGAUAAACACGCUGGCCUUCGUCUUCGACGGCGUCAACUUCGGCGCCUCCGACUACGCCUUCGCUGCAUACUCCAUGGUCGGCGUAGCGGCGGUGACGAUCCCGUGCUUGGUUCUUCUCUCGUCGCACGGCGGGUUCGUCGGGAUCUGGAUCGCCUUGGCCAUCUACAUGAGCGUCAGAGCAUUUGCUAGCACCUGGAGGAUGGGAGCAGCCAGGGGGCCGUGGAAGUUUCUUCGCAAAUGAGCAUAUGAUCAGUAUCUAGCGUAGUAGUAUUUUUUUUGCAUACUGCUAGUGUAUACACGUACGUAUACGGGAGUAGUAGUAUACAUAAAACCACAUACGUGUUGUACGUAGUAUGUGUCAAUGUGUGUCCACUGGAACGAGAUUCUCUGCAUUACUGUGGCUGACAUGUGGGCUCUAUUUGCUUAAGGGUCCGUAUUGCAGAAGAGUUGAGGCCAUGCCCAGCUGCCCACUGCUACCUCCGUUCCAUAAUAAGUUAACUUAGUACUAGUUUAAUUUAUUUUGGGAUGAAAGGAAUAGCUCUUUUUUUUUUGGUGUUUUAAUAAGCACAACACAUAUAAUAGUAUGAUACAAUAUGACGUCACAACAAAUUGGCAUUGAGAUUUGUCAUUUGAGAGAGUAGUCUUCAUGUACUACUACUAUUUGUUGGCUGUGUAGGCGAGAUCCGGCCAUUGCUGUACUCAGUCACUCACAGUGUCGCAGUUUGUACCAUAUAUAUAUCACAGAUUAUUCACAGCAUUCUCCUGUUUAUUUUC